AUAUAUAUAUAUAUAUAUAUUUUUUUUUUGUAGCCAAAGACAAGGGUUUAGAUUUCUUUGUUUAUUAGCUUUGCUCAAAGCUCAACAGGUUGUGUUUCUAAUGGAUAAUCUGCUGGGUCUUCUUCGAGUUCGUGUACGGAAAGGCAUUAAUCUUGCUGUGCGUGACACCAUUAGCAGCGACCCUUAUGUUGUUCUCACCAUGGGUCAACAGAAAUUGAAGACUCGUGUGGUGAAAAAUAACUGCAAUCCCGAGUGGAACGAUGAAUUGACUCUUUCUAUUACUGAUGUUAAUGUUCCUAUCACUCUUACAGUUUACGACAGAGACACAUUAACUGUAGAUGACAAAAUGGGUGAUGCUGAGAUAGACAUUAAACCAUAUACUGAGAGUCUGAAAAUGGGCUCGGAGAACCUCCCAAAUGGUUGUGUAGUAAAGAGAGUUCAGCCGAGCAAGACAAACUGUCUUUCGGAUGAGAGUUGCUGCGUUUGGAACAAUGGAAAAAUUGUCCAGGACAUGUGUCUCAGGUUGAGAAAUGUUGAGUGUGGGGAAGUGGUGCUCCAAAUUGAGUGGAUUGAUCUUCCAGGUCGUAAAGCUUUCUCCAAUGAGAGCUAAAUGUUACUGCUGCAUUAUAGGUCUCAAGCUCUUUUACAGUGGGGGUUGAAAUGAGUUUAAUGUAUGAUUACUUUUUAUCGGAUAAACGAAAACUAGCUUGCAGUAUUAGUGUAUUAUGUAUAUGCUCCCCCUGUGGUGUUUUGAUGCAUACAACUUGGUAUGUUUACAGUAUUGCUUCUAAUCUUGUGACAAGAACUGCAUACAAUUCUUGUUAUCUAACAAUUAAUGAGCAACUUUCUCAAUCUGCAAACAUACACGUUUUUAA
Molecule: messenger RNA, 875 nt
Organism: Quercus lobata
Lineage: Eukaryota; Viridiplantae; Streptophyta; Magnoliopsida; Fagales; Fagaceae
Product: protein C2-DOMAIN ABA-RELATED 7-like
Exons: 3
Coding region: 101-610 (169 amino acids)
Source: RefSeq, a predicted model, not a curated record